Micromonas pusilla CCMP1545 is the source of this 843-nucleotide messenger RNA. RefSeq lists its product as uncharacterized. NCBI's taxonomy places the organism in Eukaryota, Viridiplantae, Chlorophyta, Mamiellophyceae, Mamiellales, Mamiellaceae. The transcript is spliced from 2 exons. The record is from RefSeq and is a predicted model, not a curated record. The coding region runs from base 1 to 843 and encodes 280 amino acids.
AUGUCGCGCGCGGCUCUCAGGACGCUCGUCGCGCGCGCGCCGCCGCCGACGAUCGCCCCGUCGCGCGUGGCGUCGCGGCGGAACGUCUCCGUCGCGACGCGCGCGCGCGCGCCGCCGGUCGCGGACGACGACGACGACGACCACGACGCGGGCUCCGACGACGCCCCGACCACGACGUCAUCAGGGCCGUCGUCGACCUCGCCGGCGGGCCGCCCGCGCCCCUCGAUCGUCGUCCUCGACGGCGCGAACCUCGCGUGGACGUACUCCGCGUCGCUGUACGCGAAGCACGGCUGCCGGACGCGCCUUCCGCUGUCGCGCGGCGUCGCGCUCGCGCUCGAGUGCGACGCGUGGGCGUCGAUGCGGCUCACGCCGCACGCGUUCAUUCCCCGCUCCUACGUCGAAGGGCCGCUGCACGGCCUGUGCGACGGCGGCUCGCUCGAGACGCUCGUCCCGGGGAACGUGGAGUACCUCGGGAACGCGACGUGGAGAAACACGGUGCUGCACGACUUCGCGCGGCGCGGGAUGCUGACGACGGUGACGCGCGCGCCGAACGCGAGGGACGCGGACGACAAGCGCAUCAUCGCGUUCGCGUUAGGUGCGUCCCAUACACUGGUCCCCAUACGACCGCGUCGGCGUGGUGAACGCCGAUCCUUGAGGACUUCGCCCAGCGCAUCUCUCCGCCCACCCCUCGCUUUCAAUCCCCGCCUUCGACGCCUUUCAACUCCGCUUCUGACGCCUUUGAACUCCACCCCGACAUUCGCUCGUAUGGAACGACCCUCAGAGCGCGACGCGGUCGUGUGCAGCAACGACCGGUACGAAGACCACAACUCAGGCGGUGGCUGA